AUGUCUGACUCGGGGAAAAUCACCAUCUCCAUUGAUCGUGGUGGCACAUUUACGGACGUCCAUGCCAUUCAACCUGGUCGUCCAGACAUCAUCCUGAAGCUUCUAUCUGUUGACCCUUCUCACUACCAGGAUGCCCCCACCGAGGGCAUCCGUCAGAUCCUAGAGUUGGCCACCGGGGAGUCACAUCCCCGAGGACAACCUUUGAAGCUUGACCGUAUUGGCUGUCUCCGCAUGGGAACGACCGUCGCAACCAAUGCUUUGCUUGAGCGGAAGGGUGCUCGUUCAGUACUCUUUACAACCAAAGGAUUCCGCGAUCUAUUGAAGAUUGGCGACCAAUCUCGCCCUGCCAUUUUUGAUCUAUCAAUGGCUCGUCCUGGUGUGCUUCCAGAGAGCGUUGUUGAGGUCAACGAACGCGUGUUGCCCUGUCAUCCUUCUGCCGACAGUGAUUGUUUCUCCGAUUCCCGGUUGGUAGAGGGAACCACCGGCGAGAAGUUCCGUGUGGUGCAAGAGUUGGACCUCGUCCAGGUUAAAGCAGAGCUUCAGCGACUGAAGGAGCAAGGAGUUCAAUCCCUCUCCGUGGCACUUGUGCACUCCUACGCAUAUCCCGAACAUGAGCGUCAAAUCGGCGAGAUCGCACAGGAUAUGGGAUUCUCCGUUACCCUUUCCUCCAGCCUUCAGCCCAUGAUCAAGAUCGUGCCCCGUGGCAUGUCUGCCGCAGCCGAUGCUUAUCUCACACCUGUGAUCAAGACAUACAUUGACUCUAUCUCUUCCAGCUUCGAAGGUGGCUUGGAGAGCCAGCAGGAUUGCCGAUUCGAGUUCAUGCAAUCCGAUGGUGGGCUGGUCGAUUUCCGCAAGUUCAGCGGACUGAAAGCAAUUCUGUCUGGUCCAGCGGCUGGCGUGGUUGGCUUUGCAGCCACCAGCUGGGACCCCACAGAGAAAAUCCCUGUCAUUGGGUUCGACAUGGGUGGUACCAGUACCGAUGUCUCCAGAUUUGAUGGCCACCUUGACCAUGUAUUUGCCUCCAAGGUUGCAGGCGUGAUGAUCCAAUCUCCACAGCUUGAUAUCAACACUGUCGCUGCUGGUGGCGGUUCCAUUCUCACUUGGCGUAACGGCUUGUUCUAUGUCGGCCCUGAGUCUGCAAGUGCCCAUCCGGGUCCGGCCUGCUAUCGCAAGGGUGGCCCCCUUACCGUGACAGACGCCAAUCUGUUCUUGGGCCGUCUUCUGCCGGAAUACUUCCCUAAGAUCUUUGGCCCGAACGAAGACGAAGCCUUGGACACAGAGACAACUGCACGCCUGUUCAAUGAACUCACGCAAAAGAUCAACAUCGAACGCCAACAGCAAGGUCAAGCAGAAUAUUCUCCAGAGGAUGUUGCGCUUGGUUUCCUUAAGGUUGCAGAUGAAUCAAUGUCCCGGCCAAUUCGCAAUCUCACGGAGGCUCGUGGUUUCGAGACUGCAUCUCAUCAUCUCGCAUGCUUCGGAGGUGCUGGCGGUCAGCACGCAUGCUCAGUGGCUGAAACUCUUGGGAUCUCACGUAUCAUCAUCCACAAGUAUUCUUCCGUUUUGUCGGCUUACGGUCUCGCUUUGGCGGAGGUUGUUAAGGAAUCACAGGAGCCUGUGUCAUCCGUCUACCUUUCAUCCCAAUCUGCUCUCCUCCAACAUCUUGACGACAUGGCAGCAUCAGCGACCAAGGACAUGGAAUCCCAGGGCUUCCCUUCCACUCAAGUCCGCCAUGACAAAUACUUGAACAUGCGCUACGAAGGUUCCGACACCAGCUUGAUGAUCCUGAAGCCCGAGGGCUCGUCAGACUUCUUGGAGGAAUUCCGUGUACGUCAUCGCCGGGAAUUCAACUUCAACUCUGAGCGACCGGUUCUCGUUGAUGAUGUUCGAGUGCGGACUAUUGCUUCUUCCAAAGUGCGAACUGAGCAAAGUCCCCUGGUCCAACUGAAAGAAGCCACUAUGCGAGAUGUCACGGCGGCUCCGGCAAACACUACCUCAGCCUAUUUCGAUGGCCAGUCGAGCCGCAUCGAUACCCCCGUCUACCUUCUGGGUGAAUUGGAGAAGAACUCCCGCAUUCAUGGUCCGGCUGUCAUCAUCGAUAAGACUCAGACGAUUGUCGUGGCUCCCAACGCGGUAGCCAACCUGCUUGACACCUGCAUUGUCAUUGAUCUCAAGGAUGAGCCAACUUCUUCUCCUGGAACCGCCCUGUCUUCAGAAAUCGAUCCUAUCCGACUCACUAUCUUUGGGCAUCGGUUUAUGUCUAUUGCUGAGCAGAUGGGUCGCACGCUGCAAAAGACUUCCGUUUCAACUAACAUCAAGGAGCGACUAGACUUCUCUUGUGCUCUUUUCUCCCCUGAUGGAGGUUUGGUGGCUAACGCGCCGCACGUUCCGGUUCAUCUUGGAUCGAUGCAAUUUGCUGUGCGAUAUCAGCAUCAGAAGUGGCUAGGGAACUUGAAGGACGGUGAUGUUCUGGUGGCCAACCACCCUAGUUGCGGAGGCACCCAUUUGCCUGAUAUCACAGUCAUCACACCCGUCUUUGACCGACCUGGUGGCUCUGAGAUCAUGUUCUACGUGGCCUCCCGUGGUCAUCACGCUGAUAUUGGCGGCAUCUUGCCUGGAUCAAUGCCUCCCAAAUCCACAGAACUGUGGCAAGAAGGUGCCGCUAUCGAAGGUGACAAGAUUGUGAGUGAUGGUGUUUUGGAUGAAGCACGCUUGAUUGAAUUGCUGGUCACGAACCCGGCGCAAUACCCCGGCUGUGCGGGAGCACGCUGCCUCAGCGACAACUUGUCGGAUCUCAAGGCACAAAUUGCUGCCAACACUCGGGGAAUCAGUCUGAUUCAAGCUCUUUUCAAUGAAUACGGAACCCAGACGGUGCAAAAGUACAUGUACGCUAUCCAGGCAACUGCCGAGUCUGCUGUACGCAAUCUUCUCAAGCAGCUAUACAAGAAGUUCAAUGGCCAGCCAUUGGAGUCGGUCGACUACAUGGAUGACGGUACCCCUAUUAGAUUGAAGGUUACUAUUGAUGACACCGAUGGAUCAGCUGUCUUCGACUUCGAAGGAACAGGCCCCGAGGUUUAUGGCAGCUGGAACGCCCCCAUUGCCAUUACUCACUCGGCCAUCAUCUAUUGUCUUCGUUGCAUGAUCAAUGCAGAUGUGCCACUGAACCAGGGAUGUCUGGCGCCAAUUGACAUCCGUGUUCCCUCAUCUACCAUUCUGUCGCCGAGCAAGACCGCUGCUGUGGUUGGCGGUAACGUCGUGACCUCCCAGCGCAUCACUGAUGUUGUGUUUAAAGCCUUCCAGGCUUGCGCCGCGUCUCAGGGCUGCUGCAACAACUUGACCUUCGGCACGGACGCCAAGCUUGACCCAUCCACCGGUGCCGUCAUCACUCCUGGAUUUGGAUACUAUGAGACCAUCGCUGGCGGCAGUGGUGCAGGUCCAACUUGGAAGGGCGAGUCUGGUGUACAUGUCCACAUGACCAACACCCGGAUCACCGAUCCAGAAAUCCUGGAAAAGCGCUAUCCGACGAUGCUCCGUCAAUUCACGCUCCGUGAAGGCUCUGGUGGCAAGGGCAAGAACCCCGGUGGUGAGGGUGUGAUCCGCGACAUUGAAUUCCUUUCACCGAUGCAAUGCUCAAUCCUGUCAGAGCGACGUGUCCACCGGCCUUACGGACUGGAGGGCGGCCAGGAUGCUCAAACUGGUUUGAAUCUGUGGGUUACGCGGGAUGCGGACACUGGCGAAGAGCGACGCAUCAACAUUGGCGGCAAGAACACUGUUUCUAUGAAGACACACGACCGGAUCGUGAUUAACACUGCCGGUGGUGGUGGCUGGGGCGCUGUGUAA
Penicillium paradoxum is the source of this 3837-nucleotide messenger RNA. RefSeq names its product 5-oxoprolinase. NCBI's taxonomy places the organism in Eukaryota, Fungi, Ascomycota, Eurotiomycetes, Eurotiales, Aspergillaceae. The transcript is spliced from 2 exons. Gene Ontology annotation, molecular function: 5-oxoprolinase (ATP-hydrolyzing) activity. Bases 1 to 3837 code for a protein of 1278 amino acids. Gene Ontology annotation, cellular component: cytosol. Gene Ontology annotation, biological process: glutathione metabolic process. The record is from RefSeq and is a predicted model, not a curated record.